AAUCCUGUAGGGUGCAAUGUCUGAACAGGAGCGUAUACAAGAAUGUGUGAGGAAAGAAAUAAGGUCACUUCUCAUUUCCGCCAAAGACGGUUUGACCCCACAGCAGUUGGAGAAGGAGUAUCUUUUGAUGGUUGGCAACCAUCUACCACUCCGAAUCCUUGGAUAUCGGUCCACGAUGGAGCUGGUAUUGGACAUGCCGGACGUUGUUAGUGUCUGCUCCAGUGGGGACGGUACUGUAAUACUGCACGCCAUUCCAGAUGAAUCCACCAAAGGAAUAGCAAGCCUAGUUGCAAAACAGAGGAGCAGCCAUAAAUCCCGAAACUUCAUGCAGAAGGGAAGGGCCAAUGUUUGUUCUGGGCCAAGGUCUUGUCAGCAAGUACCUUACCGAGGAAGGGUUCCCCCUAUUCUUCCAGCUGUUGUGAAGAGUGAAUUGAAAGACCUGUUGACGUUAUCACCUGUUCUCCUUUCUGAUUUUGAAAAGGCAUUUGCCAAGCGAUUUGGACGAUCAUUUCAAUAUGCACAAUAUGGAUUCCUCUCUAUGUUUGAAGUGCUCAAUGCAGCUUCCGAUGUCAUUUCUGUAGAGCAGACCAGAGCAGGUUCUUUGUUGAGGCUAAAGAAGAGUGUCGUAGAGGAAAAGCAGAGAGGAUGGCCAGCAGUGACAAUUUUUCUCUUUUCUAUUGCAAAAGGUAAAAUUAUUACGCAGUCAUUUAGAAUGAAACAGGGAUCAUACUCUGCAGGCUCUCAAGUAGCAAAGUCACGCUUUUCACAACCCAUUUCAAACACGGAGCCACCGAAGAGAAUGCUGAACAUGGAAAAGAGUUCCAGGUUAAAUAUAGUGGAGACUUCAAGGCUAAAUCACACUGAAAAAUUAAAUCAGUUGGAGAACACAUUCAAAUCAGUUAUUGCACAUAUUGGACCUGGAGGAACUAUCAGCCCAGAGCUAAAACAUAAGAUAAAAUUUGUUGUAUCCAAGUUUCCAGAAGGUUUGCUUAUUUCUAAACUACUUGGAGAAUUUGAAGUAACUUUUAAAGAGCAACUUUCACCAAAAAAAUUAGGAUUCUUAAAUGUGACAGAACUUGUUGGAGCUCUUAGUGACAUUCUCCAUGUUGAAUUCAAAGAAGGACAAGACUUACGAGUGUUUGAUGCUGAUAUGAAGCCUCUACCACCUGACAGAAAUUCAUGUUUAAUUCAAUCAAAUAAGAAAAUAGAAGCCAAAGCUUGUGUCUCCAGUCCCCUUAGAAAUUCACUGUCUACUGCUGCCGUCGAGGAGACUACAUGGAAUUGUCCUUCAAAAAACCUGAAAGAGUCACAACAGAAGAUUUGCAAAAAGCCUAAUCUGGUGGUAAAGCCUUUACAACUGCAAGGAGAAAUAAACAAAUCACAGCUCAGCCUGGCAGUGGCAAAUCAUGAUAUCCCACCAGAUGCUGUACGGGACAAGAAAUUAUGCAGACUCCCACCAUUAGAUACCAGUACCCUUGUGGGGGUCUUUGUGGAGUACAUCAUCUCUCCUAGUCAGUUCUACAUCCGAAUCUAUAGCAGAGAUUCAUCAGAGUUACUCGAAGACAUGAUGAUUGAAAUGCGGCGCUGUUAUUCUAAUCAGCUGGUUUCUGAUCGAUAUGUCAUGCCAGAAUAUUUUAUCCAACCGGGACAUCUCUGUUGUAUAAAGAUUUCUGAGGACAAGUGGUGGUAUCGGGUCAUUAUCCAUCGAGUCCUUGGGAAACAGGAAGUUGAAGUGUUCUAUCCAGACUUUGGGAAUAUUGGAACUGUUCAGAAGUCCUCCCUAAGGUUCCUCAAGUGCUGCUACACAAAGCUUCCAGCUCAGGCUAUCCCUUGUUCUUUGGCUUGGGUGAGACCAGUAGAGGAACACUGGACAUCCAGAGCUAUUUUGCAGUUCCAGAAGUUGUGUGGUUUGAAGCCAUUAGUAGGAGUGGUGGAUGAAUAUAUAGAUGGAAUCCUUAACAUUUUUCUAUGUGACACAUCCUCAAAUGAAGACAUCUAUUUCCACCAUGUCUUAAGAAAAGAGGGCCAUGCUAUUGUAUGCCGAGAAAAUAUUCCUGCUAAGGGUUUUGGAGAUCUCAACCCUUUAGCUUUGUACACUAAAUCCAGUAGUGGACCAGAGGAUGUUGUCUUGACCGAACUGGAUUAUUCUUCCCAACAGCACUAUUUUAAUGAAGACCGAAAGAUAGGUUCACAAUCAAAAGAGAGUGAGUUAUAUAUCCUGGAUGAGAUUCCUACUGGAAUGCCUUACCUGGAGUCAGUGACCAUAGGUGAUGAUAUUUGGGAUGAGAACUGGUUACCUUUGCAGGCUAAGAUGGGAAAAGGAGAUGAUGCUUCCUCCCAUCUAUUUACCUCAAGCCUUGGUGAAAAGAAACCGUAUUCAUCAUGUAAAGAAAUGCCACCAAAGGAUUGGUGUUUUUCUACACCCAAAGAUACAUGGGAUGAUUCACGGCAGCCUUCAGGCUUUGUGAAUGGAAUGAAAAUAGAAGUAGAACCCAAACCAGAAGGACUGGAUACUCAGGAAAAAAAUAUUGGCAAAACUAGGAUUCAAAAGCAACCAGACUUGAAAGAUUCUUCGGAUUCUUCCACACUGCCUGAAUUGGAAGAAUUCUACAUCUCUCUUAUCCAGUCACAGCAGUCAGCAAAAGGGAGCCAGUUUGAACCUAUUCAUGCUCAGCCACAGCAUAUUCAGCUAUCCACAGGAGUACCCAUUUCAACUCCCACAGUGGUUGACUCCCCAGAAAAAUAUUCUGGUUCUGUGGAAAGUUCUCCAGUGAGCCUAAAGAAAGAAGAUUUUUCUAGUAACCAUGCCAUUACAGUGUUCAAAGACAAGAGUCAAGAAGCCAUGGACCACCUCUCUUUGAUUUUGUCUCCUCAGUGCCAGAUUUCUCAGAAGUUCUACAUUCCUCGAAGUACAGCUACUGCUGCCUUAGGAGCCGCUGCGCGGUUAGCUACAUCCAGGAGCCUCCUCCACUGGUAUCCCAGUGUGAAAAGGAUGGAAGCAUGA
This is a messenger RNA of Carlito syrichta (Philippine tarsier), 3004 nucleotides long. RefSeq names its product tudor domain containing 5 (gene TDRD5). The record is from RefSeq and is a predicted model, not a curated record. The transcript is spliced from 16 exons. Lineage: Eukaryota; Metazoa; Chordata; Mammalia; Primates; Tarsiidae. Bases 17 to 3004 code for a protein of 995 amino acids. Gene Ontology annotation, biological process: spermatogenesis; germ cell development.